UCAGGAAAUGAAACUCACACAGUCACUCUGACCGAGAGGAGAAAUGGAGCAGAACCAGCUGGACCGAGAAACCUUGUCCUGUUCGAUCUGUCUGGAUCUACUGAAGGAUCCGGUGACUAUUCCCUGUGGACACAGCUACUGUAUGAAGUGUAUUAAAAACUUCUGGGAUGAAGAGGAUCAGAAAGGAAUCCACAGCUGCUCUCAGUGCAGGGAGACCCUCAUACCGAAGCCUGAGCUGAAGACAAACACCAUGUUUGCAGCUUUAGUGGAGCAGCUGAAGAAGACUGGACUCCAAGCUGCUCCUGCUGAUCUCUGCUAUGCUGGACCUGAAGAUGUGGCCUGUGAUUCCUGCUCUGGAAGAAAACUGAAAGCCAUCAAGUCCUGUUUAGUCUGUCUGGCCUCUUUUUGUGAGAAACACCUUCAGCCUCAUUAUGAUGUGGCUCCACUAAAGAAACACAAGCUGGUGGAGCCCUCCAAGAACCUCCAGGAGAACAUCUGCUCUCGUCAUGAUGAGGUGAUGAAGAUGUUCUGUCGUACUGAUCAGAAGUGUAUCUGUCUUAUCUGUUUAAUGGAUGAACAUAAAGGCCACGACACAGUGUCAGCUGCAGCAGAAAGGACUGAGAGGCAGAGAGAGCUGGAGGUGAGACGAGAAAACAUCCAGCAGAGAAUCCAGGACAGAGAGAAAGAUGUGAAGCUGCUUCAACAGGAGCUGGAGGCCAUCAAGCACUCUGCUGAUAAAACAGUGGAGGACAGUGAGAAGAUCUUCACUCAGCUGAUCCGUCUCAUCCAGAAAAGAAGCUCUGAUGUGAAGCAGCAGAUCAGAUCCCAGCAGGAAACUGAAGGGAGUCGAGUCAAACAGCUUCAGGAGAAGCUGGAGCAGGAGAUCACUGAGCUGAAGAGGAAAGACGCUGAGCUGAAGCAGCUCUCAGACACAGAGGAUCACAACCAGUUUCUCCACAACUACCCCUCACUGUCAGCACUCAGUGAGUCUACACACUCAUCCAGCAUCAAGAUCCGUCCUCUGAGCUACUUUGAGGAUGUGACAGCAGCUGUGUCAGAGCUCAGAGAUCAACUACAGGACAUCCUGAGAGACGCAUGGGCAGACAUCUCACUGAGACUCACUGAGGUGGAUGUUUCACUGUCAGAACCAGAACCAAAGAGCAGAGCUGGAUUCUUGAGAUAUUCAUGUGAAAUCACACUGGAUCCAAACACAGCAAACAGUCAUCUGUUACUAUCAGAGGGGAACAGAAAGCAUCUGGACCUCCAUCUCAGGUCCUGGUUCCUCCAGAGUAGGAGUGUACCUGGAUCACAGAGCAGGUAUUCUGUCCUUCUACAGCGUCUCUGAAACCAUGACUCUCCUCCACAGAGUCCAGACCACCUUCACUCAGCCGCUACAUGCUGGAGUUUGGGUUUGUUAUGAAGGUUCUGCUGAGUUCUGUAAACCCAAAUAGACAGAAUCCACUGAAGGUUCAAUGAGUUUGAUUCUGGUUUUUAUAUCUCCAGCAGAUUAUUUUCUUCAUCUUUGUUGUUUUAUGUCUAAACUGCACAGAAAUCAAUAGUCAGAGAUUGUCAGCACUUGUUUUUCUUCAGAAUUGAUGUUCUGGUUCUGUUGGGUUUGUUCAUUUCUCAACAUUGUUUUCUAAACCAGCUG
Messenger RNA from Fundulus heteroclitus (mummichog), 1651 nucleotides. Its product is annotated as tripartite motif-containing protein 16-like. Lineage: Eukaryota; Metazoa; Chordata; Actinopteri; Cyprinodontiformes; Fundulidae. The record is from RefSeq and is a predicted model, not a curated record. The transcript has 2 exons. Gene Ontology annotation, molecular function: zinc ion binding. Bases 44 to 1345 code for a protein of 433 amino acids.